UCCAGCAUGAACCCAAGAAAUUAGGUCACGGCGAAAUUUUAACGACCAUCUUGAACUUCUGACCAUUAUCUCUCAUCCUGAAUUAGAAUAUCACUACUGGAAGUAUAUAUAACAUUUUACUUCAUAAUAUUGUGCUGAUAAAGACGAGAUGUCAUGCGUAAGCCAAUACAAGCCCCCGAGCUUCAUAUGUAUACAAGCAUUCUCAGCGCCAUCCUUUCCCACGAGGUCAUUCUGCAAGGGAAUCAACCAUUCGCCACUCUAUCUCAAGAUAAAAUCUCAUGAGUCCAUCAAUAGUUUCUCCAUAAACUAUCAGUUUACUCCUCCAGGCACUUUGUUUAUGCCCCUCGGGCUAAGCGAGCAAUCCCACAUGGUCCCCCGCGGUCGGCUAGUUCGCCACAAAAAGCAUAGCGAACCAAGACACAAGCUCAACCUAGCCAUGUGGUUAACCGAGACAUUAACAGAUAAAGCUAUGAAGAUGUGUGUAUGAGAUGGUGAUCGAGGCCUACUAGGCAGGGAGAUUAGUCAAGGCUGCAAAUGCCCUGACGAAAAUACGGACGAAGGAUGACUCUUGAUAUGCGCACGUGCAUGACCCCCUCUGUUGAAUCAUUGGUGACGGUGGGGGUCAUGACGGAUGAUAAAGGGUAUUGAAUUGAGAAGAUUGGGAAAGGUUUGAGGAAGCUCAUUUAGAUCUAUAAUAACGAGGUUACCUCUGAGGUAUUGAUCGAAGAGAUGCAGGACUUGCAAAUGAACUUUCAGUCUUUCUUUCCGAUGCUGUGAUUGCGGAUUUGACGGUUCGGAAAUCGGCGAUGAAAGUGAAGAUGGGACAAUGGACAAGGCAAGUAGUUCUUCGUCGAGUAUCGAACCAAUCUCUAUUGGCUGCUGCCACAGCAGGAUGGUUUAAUCCCCAUCUAUCUUACAACCCAAAACGCCAGCAAUGCAUAUUUCGAAACGCCAGCCGUCCAAUACAUCAUUAUACAACCGCCUUCUGCAUACCAGUAGUCUCAUCCGUCAAUAUCGUGACACCCUUCCUCUUCUUGAUCACAUUCUCAAUGAACGCUUCUCCCGCCUUGUACGAACUACGGACCAGUGGUCCACUGGCACAGUAGAGGAAGCCCAGAUCGAGAGCACGCUGGCGCCACAGCUCGAAUGUCUCGGGUGUGAUGUAUUCUUCGACUUUCAUGUGGCGCUUGGUUGGACGCAUGUAUUGGCCGAAUGUUACGACGUCUACAUUGACUUUCCGAAGUUCUGGGAAAAUGUCAGUUGAGAAGUGGGGAACGUCAACAGAGCAGCUUACCUUUCAAUGUCGCCCACAGUUGUUCCUCAGUCUCGCCAAGUCCAAGCAUAAUGCUCGUCUUGGUUAUCAGGGUCGGAACAGUCUUCUUGGCAGCUUCUAAAACCAGCAAACUCUGUCUGAAUUUCGCCCUUCUAUCUCUAACAAAUGGAGUCAACUCUUCCACCGUCUCCAUAUUAUGAGCGUAAACAUCUAGUCCACUCCUCGCGACCAUGGCCACCAUAUCCAGAUCUCCCGCAUAAUCUCCCGUCAAUGCCUCAACUAGCAUAUCCGGCUUCUUCUGCUUGAUCUUCAUGAUCGUCUCUGUGAAAUGUCUCGCUCCACCGUCCACGAGAUCAUCACGAUCCACGGACGUCAGCACCACAUAUCCAAGUCCCCACCUCGAAAGUGCCUCUGCAGUAUGUUCCGGCUCGUGAGGAUCCAGCGGCGGAGGUGCCUUCGAAGUUUUGACACUGCAAAAUCGACAUCCUCGUGUGCAUGUGUCUCCCAUCAACAUAAUCGUCGCGGUAGCAGCGCUCUUGUCGCCUCCUCCCCAACAGUCCGAAAUAUUGGGACACCGUGCUUCCUCGCAAACUGUAUGCAGAUUUAACCCUCUCAGAUCUUUCUUGAUCUUCUUGUAAUUUGAAUUAUCCGGUAUGGGCGUCUUCAACCAUUCCGGGAGUCGAGUAAUCUGCUUUUUCUUCCCUGGUGGUCCUACCAUCGCAGUCCGCAAUUCGAGGGCAUCUUCGUUGGACAGGAUCUCGUCUUCUGCACCCAUGAACUCGUUGAAUGACGGUACGCUAUUCAGUUUGUCUUUGAAGUAUGUUGGGCGUCGUUUAGUAGGGGGCUCGAGAGAGGGAGCUUCGGUGGCAAAGCCUCGCGAUGUAAUUGAAGCUGGAAAUAAUGCGCGAGACGCCUGGCGCAGUGGAGGUGCAUUCAAGCACCUGAAUCUGAUCACUGUCGCUGCCAUUAUGAAUAUCCUUCACCUGGUCGUCAACGUCGUCGUGGAAUUCGAACUGUGGUGGAUGUUCGCCGGGUUCAACAAUUUCUCGAUGCUUUGCUUGGAAAUAUGAGCACCCGAUUCGCUCGGCCCAUUGUUGCCGAGAAGGCGCAGUCACGUGGUCCCAGAGCGAGCGUUCACAUUUUCCUCAUCCUCUCCUUUCUCGGCAACAAUGUUUACUUCCUUGCCUAAAGUCAGACGAGCCUACCCCGCUGAAUCUUGUUGUUUGACAGAUAUCAUCUUCAUGAGAAGUGUCUGAACCACAAUGGAUCUGUUCGUCCCUUAUCUCGUGUUCCGUAAUCGUUUAAACCUUGUCAAAUUUGCUCACAUUCUGCGCUGCAAUCUGUCAAUAAAUGCGCUUCGCGAAUGACUCUUUGCGGCACAGCAACACUGAUCUAUUCAUGUUAUUCGAAUUUUCCUGAGCACUUGGUUGUGUCGGCAUAGCGGGUCCCAGUUCUCCGUGCUUACUAGGUCGCCUUGCCACAAUCUCUACCGAUGCCUUCAGCUGUUCACCGCGAUUCCUCUAGGUGCCCAAGUCGCAUAUUUGGUCAAGGAACGCUCAGCCAUAUCAUUACCAGCGCAGGUUCAUCGUAUUACCCGACCCAUAGAAGCCCCCUACCAUGAUAAUUAGUGCCGGCGUGUAAGACUCACACCGGAUUGCAAAUAUCAAAAGUGGAUCGGGUGGUCCUUUUUCCACCUUCCUAUUUCGCCAAGGCUUAUUUUCACAUCCACCCGCUUGUCAAGGUGUAUCCAUUGGUCUCUUGCUUCUUCAAAACCAACGACAUAAGAUCCUUCUCUCAUCUACUAUAUCUUCGGGCUUCAUUGAGUCCUUCUCGUCUUUUCCACGUAUGGAUGCGAGAUCUUAACAGCCAAAUAUAUGAUAACGGCGAGACAAAAUCCACUGUUGGACAAUCGACGUCAAUAUCUAUUUCACGAUGAGCUGGACUCUUGAUCUAUUGACAACGGAAUAUGUCUUGGCAUCUCUUGUCCUCCUAUGCUCAAUAUCCUCUAUCUGGUCCCUCAUCACCGGUCGUUGGCGAGCCGUCAAAAGUCCCAACCAGGCCGAGACCCUUUACGAGGAUGAAGAUGGAGCGGCGACGACAGAAUCGAUGAAGCAAUUUUCCAACAAAUCUCAAUUUAUUAUCAUAUAUACUAUCAUCGUUAUUGGAUUUGCGCUUUCAAUUGCAGAUUUUAUCUGCCUCAUUGUUCUGUCGCGGACGGCUCAUGGCUCAUUUGCCGACAUCCCUGCAGAGAACAACGCUCAUGGAAUCGUACUUUUGAUUCCUUCAUGGUUUCUGUUGCUUCUGCAGCUUAUCAGCAUUUCAAGGAUCGUCGAGCCUGUUACGAGGUUUAAAGCCAUCGCAGCACGGCUGAUAACUUGCGUCCUCAUCGCUGCACUUACUCUUGUCACUCUUCCGGGUGAUGAGUUCCGCGUCAUUACAAUUCUGACCAUCGGCCAAUUGGGCGCCGUUACAGUGCUGGCCUCCACGAUAUUUUCUGUGAAAAGACGACCUGAUCUUUACCGUCCAGACGGCAAACUCGUUGAUCGUCAACGAAAUGUUAGCUUGUGGGGCAGGUACAGCUUCUUCUGGGGAAACCCGGUGCUCGCAGCUGCAGGCAAGGAGGAAUUUAAUAACUCCGAUAUGCCUGCAAUGGAUCAUGUCGUGCGAUCAGAAAAGGCUACUGCGAGAUUCAGAAAUAUCGUGAUUAAAGAAGACAGUCUCCCGUUGUGGGUUCAGAUAUUCUGGGCAUUUAGCUGGGAACUCAUCGUACAAUGGCUGGGUAUUCUCUUCUCCAAUUUUUUCGAUGUUGCGCCAGCCUUCGCGACUUUGCAAUUGCUGAAGUACCUUGAGACUCGGCAAGACGGAGAUGCUCUUGAGCCCGGUGCUUGGAAAUACGUUGCUGGAAUUGUUGCAGCCACCAUAAGUUCGAACAUCGUCGACUCAAGACUCAUGUGGUGGGUAUUGACAGACAUUCACAUCCCUCUCCGUUCACUCCUGACGGGCCUGGUGUACGGAAAAAUGCUCAAAGUGGAGGACUCGAGCACGCCUCCAGAUGAGAAGUCGUCCGAAGAUGAGGAAGCAAAAAUUGACAACGCCAAGACUACAGACAAGGUUCAAUCUGCUUCCCAACAAGACGUCCUGAACAUGUUUGCGGUCGACUGUACCCAAGUCGCUCUUUUCGGUAUGAUGAACACUGCCUAUGUCAACUUUGCUGGCAAGGCGAUUGUGACCGUCGCCUUUUUAUGGGUUCUCAUCGGUUGGCAAAGUCUUUGUGCUGGGCUGUUGGGAAUUAUUUGCCUUUUCCCAAUCAACAAAGCUCUCGCCGCCAAAUACGGGAAGAAGCAAAAAGCAUUGAUGGGAAUCCGAGAUACGAGAACAGCAGUCACCACUGAAGCGCUCCAAGGUAUUCGACAGAUCAAAUUCUCCGCGAUCGAAACUCAGUGGGCCGAGAAGCUUGACUCCAUCAGAGAGGAAGAGCUUUCGACUCUAUGGAAGUCUAGACUGUACAGUAUCUUUAUGUCUAUUGCCUCGAAUUUCACUCCGGUGGUAUUGACAGCAUUGUCGCUUGCUACUUAUUCUUGGAUCAACGGGAACCUCCUACCAUCUGUCGCCUUCACAUCGAUCAGCUUGUUCAUUCAGCUCGAAGGCCUUGUGUCAAACAUUCCAUAUCUGCUUGUCUCCGCUAUUAAUGCGAAAAUCAGUAGCGACAGAAUUGAGAAAUUCCUUCGCUUGCCUGAAAAGCCUGAAAAUACAUUCCCAGGAGAUUCAAUAUCAUUCCACAACGCAUCUGUUAGCUUUCCUCGCGGAUCCGCAGACUCGAAUGCAGACACCUUUACACUACGAGAGCUAAAUCUCGAGUUCCCUAAUGAUGCACUGAGCGUGAUCUCAGGCCCAACUGGAUCAGGAAAAUCACUACUUCUUGCUUCAAUUCUGGGCGAGGUCCAUCUUGAAUCGGGCUACAUUAGAGUUCCUAAAUCUAUCAACGAGAGAUUCGAUUCCAAGGCCACCGCGGCAGACUGGAUCAUCCCGUCUGCGAUAUCGUUUGUCUCUCAGACACCAUGGAUCGAGAACGCCACCAUCAAAGACAACAUUCUCUUCGGCUUGCCAUUCGAUCCAAUCCGAUACGGAAAGGUCAUCGAUGCCUGUGCACUGACGCAGGAUCUCGCAAUUUUCGAGGAUGGUGACCAGACCGAAGUAGGAGCCCAAGGUAUCAGUCUUUCAGGUGGGCAGAAGUGGCGCUUGACGCUUGCGAGAGCCUUUUACUCAAGAGCCGGCAUAAUGAUCAUGGAUGACGUCUUCAGUGCUCUUGAUGCCCAUGUGGGCAAACACAUUUAUGAAAAUGCAGUGAUGGGCGAACUGGCUGAGGGCAGAACAAGAAUUUUGGCCACCCAUCACGUUUCGCUUUGUUUGCCGCGAGCCAAAUAUGCUGUUCGUCUUUCGGCUCGAGGUGUGCUUGAACAUGCAGGAUUACUCGAAGACCUUCGACAGACUGGAGAAUUGAACGAGAUCCUCGAGGCCGAUGAUGUUAAAGACACAACCGAGAUCGAGGAAGAUGAAGUUCUGCGUAUAGUGAAGACCAAUGGCUCGACUGCCAUCCCAUCUCAAGACGCUGCAAUUGCAGCAAAAGCUCCACCUAAAAAGCUUCAUGAGGAGGAGAAACAAGAGACUGGCCGUGUCAAGACUGCUGUCUACAUCGGAUACCUUGGUGCAUCAGGAGGCUGGCUACUUUGGUCAACCAUUAUUGUACUCUUCAUUGCGACACAAGGGUUCACAUUGGGCCGCACCUACUGGGUUCGUACCUGGGCGAAUGAAUAUGCAAAGACUGAGGAGUCUGGAAACUCCCGAGCGACAUCCUUCACAGCGUUCCACUACGGAAGCAAUCUUCAAACACAUUUUUCCGGACGCAUCGGAAACCACAUCAGCCCUGUCAACUCUACCAUGUCUACGAGUUCCAUCCUACCCAUCGAUGUCCACAACAGAAAUCUUUGGUUUUACCUCGGCAUAUACUGCUUCAUAUCGACCAUUUCGGUCUUCUUCUCAGUUGGCAGUCUCUACGCAGUAUAUGCAGGAUCUAUUCGCGCCUCUCGAAAGAUCUUCAAGGAUAUUCUUGACAGUGUGUUGCGUGCGCCUUUACGCUGGCUCGACACAGUACCAAUGGGCAGAAUCCUCAACAGAUUUACUGGAGAUUUCACCAACCUCGACUCAACCCUGGCCGAGAAUUUCUUCCACUUUGCCGGCGCAGUCGCUGAUACCAUUGGAAUCAUGGUUGCCGCUAUCUUUGUUUCUCCAUUCAUCCUGAUUUGCGCUACGGCUCUCUUGCUGGUGUGCAUGUACUUCGGGAAGAGUUACCUGGCAGCAGCACGAACUGUCAAACGUCUUGAGUCGACGAACAAGUCACCAGUCAUUUCACAUUUCGCGGCAUCGCUGAGCGGUCUAUCAACCAUCAGAGCUUUUGCCAAAUCGUCUGAAUUCAGCGAUCGGAUGUUCACCCUGAUCGAUGACUAUGCAGCCUGCACGUGGUUCAACAGUCUUUUCCGAAACUGGCUCAGACUUCGUAUCGCUAUCACAGCUUCACUCUUCGCGGGCACUGUUGCGACUUUCGUCAUCACGAAACGUGGGAUUGAUGCCAGUCUUGCUGGUUUCGCACUUUCCUUCGCUUUGAGCUUUGGGUAUCGAAUCGGAUGGGCUAUCAACAUCUCGACUCAGCUGGAACUUGACAUGAAUGCGACUGAACGUAUCUUUGAGUAUAGAGAUUUGACGAUCGAGGACCAGGGUGGGGAGGAGGUACGUGCCACAUGGCCUGAAGUUGGGAAGGUCGAAGUGAAGGAUCUUGAGCUUGGAUAUGCCGAUGACCUUCCUGCUAUCUUGAAGGGGUUGACCUUCACCGCCGAAGGGAACCAACGUAUCGGUGUCAUUGGCAGGACUGGAGCAGGCAAGUCGACUCUCUCCCUGGCGCUCUUCCGGUUCCUCAGUGCCCGCUCGGGAAGCAUCACCAUCGACGGAGUCGACAUCUCCAAAAUCAAGCUCCACGACCUGCGCACACGCCUGGCAAUCAUCCCCCAAGACCCCGUCCUCUUCUCCGGCACCAUCCGGUCCAACCUUGAUCCCUUCAAUGAAUUCAGCGACUACCAACUACGCGAAGCACUCAUGCGCGUGCAUCUCAUCCCGUCCACAACACACACGCCUAUUCCAGAAGAUCCCGAAUCCUCAACAGCAACAUCGACCACAGCCAUCGAUCCGUCCCAACCAAGCGAAAACAAGAACCCCUUCCUCUCUCUCUUAUCCCCCAUCGCCUCCUCAGGAAGCAACCUCUCCCACGGACAAAAACAACUCCUCUGCCUCGCGCGCGCCAUCCUCUCUCGUCCUAAGGUGCUCCUUCUGGAUGAAGCUACCUCCGCCGUAGACAUGGCGACCGAUUUACUCAUCCAACGCUCCAUCCGUGAAGAGUUUGCGAAUACCACAUUACUUGUGAUUGCCCAUCGGUUGAGCACCGUGGCGGACUUUGAUAAGAUUCUUGUUAUAGGUGAAGGGAAGACGAGGGAGUUUGGGUCGCCGAGGGAGUUGCUUGAGAAGAGUGGGGGAGGAGAGGAUAGUGAAGAGGGCACGUUUAGGAGUAUGGUUGAGUCGAGUGGGGAGAGGGAGGAGUUGGAGAGGAUGAUUUUGGGGGGUGCAGGGAGGGUUUGAGAUGUGUUGUAUUUCUUGGGUAUGAUUUGAGGGUUGUUUUCAAAAGAAUUUGUGUUGUAGAUAUAGAAAAGAAAUGUGAAGGGGUAGUAUAGUAUCCUGUUAUCAGAUUUGUUGUAGAAAAUACGUUCCUUUAGAGUUGAAUCUAUCGUCUCUUAAUUUAGCUAGGUCACAUAUGUAUUCAAGUUUUCACUCGACGAUUGUAAGUAAGCACAGAGAUCUCAGAUUGAUCAAACUGAUAAUUAUAUUCGGAUUGAUACUAUAUAUAAAGCUUGAUAGAAGAGAUAUGAAUAAAGCUAAUUCAGAAUAAUAAUAACUCGAAAUAAUAAGACUUCUGCGUAAUUAAAAUCGAAACCUAGAUUUUGUUUUCUUUUUCUUUUUUUUCUCGCAAACCAGAACCGUCGUUAAAUCCAGAAUCCAAAUGGCCGUGUCGAUUUAUUUCAUGCUCUAUUCAACCCCGCGUAUCUCAUAAUACGCUGAUGACUUCGGUGUUUUCCAAUAUAGUUCACAGUCCCCUCCAGCUUCACGUGCUCAUCAACAGCUUAGGUAAUAAUCCAAUCCUGAACAUUCUCUGCCUCAGCGGCAAUACGAUUGAGGUCAUUAAUAAUCAGGACACGCAACUCUCGCGGGAUAUUAGGCGGGAGCUUUCUCCCACCCACCGCAAACCGAUCAACACAGAACCUAACAAACGCCUCCCUCCUCGCCGACCCGACUGCAAGCGAUUUCCACAUCCUCGUGAUCUGCAAUCCGCCCUGUAGCCGUCGGAUCCUCUGAGCAUGAGCAUCCAGCUCACGCCAAUACACCUGAUGGACUUUCUGGGCCGGAGCUGCCAUCGCCAGCCUAGAUGCACGCUGUCGUUGCUUGGCAGCUACUUGUUCGUGCAGUUGGGGAAGAUUCCACUGUCUGGCUGUUAAUUGGAGGGUGGCGGUAAACGUGGGAGAGGGUGUACGAGUAACCUCGGGCGGGACCCGCAAUUGAUGGGUUUGCAGCCAACAGAUGACGGUCGCGAAUACGGCGGGCUCGAUAAGGAGGGGCAUUUUGGUUGGUUGGCCGUGAGGGGUAUUCCGGAGUGCCGUUGCGAAGACGGGGCAGAACUUCAUGAUGCGGGCUGGGAUGGUGAAGAUCUUGGUCAGCGAGGAUGUAGGGGAGGUGCAGUUGACGUGGACAAUGUCUCGAGCUGUGUUGUUGCCAGCUCGCGUAGUAGCUACCCGAGCUUUGGCAUUGCGAUGUGCUUGAGUUACUCGUCUGGUUUGAUAGACCUUGCGUCUAGAUGUAGUAGUUGGAUGAAUAGCCAUGAUAAAGGUCAAGCUAAUAUAUUACCACAGAGGGCGUAGUUCUUGCUAUAAUAUGUCGACUGGUGAAGUAACAAGGGCUAAGGACUGAGACAA
This is a messenger RNA of Cadophora gregata, 9342 nucleotides long. RefSeq lists its product as uncharacterized. The transcript has 5 exons. The record is from RefSeq and is a predicted model, not a curated record. Gene Ontology annotation, molecular function: ATP binding; ATP hydrolysis activity; ABC-type transporter activity. The coding region runs from base 3206 to 7957 and encodes 1583 amino acids. NCBI's taxonomy places the organism in Eukaryota, Fungi, Ascomycota, Leotiomycetes, Helotiales, Ploettnerulaceae. Gene Ontology annotation, biological process: transmembrane transport. Gene Ontology annotation, cellular component: membrane.